Limulus polyphemus (Atlantic horseshoe crab) is the source of this 1699-nucleotide messenger RNA. Its product is annotated as angiotensin-converting enzyme-like protein Ace3. Gene Ontology annotation, biological process: proteolysis. Gene Ontology annotation, molecular function: metallopeptidase activity; peptidyl-dipeptidase activity. Lineage: Eukaryota; Metazoa; Arthropoda; Merostomata; Xiphosura; Limulidae. The record is from RefSeq and is a predicted model, not a curated record. Bases 112 to 1425 code for a protein of 437 amino acids. The transcript is spliced from 9 exons. Gene Ontology annotation, cellular component: plasma membrane.
GGCAGAUGGUUUCAAAUCUCUGACAACUCCAACCCGACGAACUUAUCAACCUCGCUAGCGAAGAAAAGUUAUAACUCACGACGAGUGUGUCGCUGUAGUCAUCAAUCUAAAAUGAAAAAGGUCAACUUCUUAAGUUCAGUACUUCUUUUAAUGCAGUUCACGAUGACCCACUUUAGCGAUGCACACCUCCAAGCAACUUUUGUGGACCGAUACAAGGAUGUUGGAGAAUUAUGGCGCACUCAGAUGGAAAUAGAAGAUGUUACUACAACAGCAGAACGACUUUGGAAGGAAACAAGUGACCUUUAUCGGCAGCUCCAUGCGUUUGUAAGGCAUCGAUUGCUACUCAGAUAUGGCCCUAGUAUCGUUCAAGAUAAAGGCCCUGUCCCUGUUCAUUUGCUUGGUGGCCUAUGGGGUGAAACGUGGUCGGGGAUCUUGGAUAUUCUUCAACCUUCGGAAAUAACUUCCUCCCAGACAAACGUGCCAACUGUGAAUGAGUUUUACAAGACUGCUGAACGUUUCUUCAGUUCUAUGGAUUUGUUCAACAUGACCUCAACCUUCUGGCGAAAGUCCAUGCUCACAGCUCCAUCUGACGGGAGAUUAGUUGACUGUCACGGAUCUGCCUAUGAUAUCGGAAAAGAGGAUGAUUACAGGAUUAGAAUGUGUACACAGCUUAAUAUGGAAGGUCUACAUCGUGUUUUUCACGAGAUGGGCCACGUGCAGUAUUACAUGGCUUACCGAUUUCAACCAGUCAUCUUCCGGUCGGGAGCCACUUCUGCUCUUCACGAAGCGCUUGGUGAAACAAUGGCGGAAUCAGCCUUAUCGCCUGAUUGUAUGAGAAGACAAAACAUAUCGCUAAUCCCAGAAAGCGUAUCAGAGGAUGACAUAAGUUUGUUAUUACGCCACGCCCUGAAGAAGAUUGCAUUUCUACCUUGGGCUUUGGUUGUGGAUAAAUGGAGAUAUGACGUUUUCAGUGGCGCCAUCUCUCCAGGAGAGAUGAAUACACGGUGGUGGAAGCUUAGGGAAAAGUUUCAGGGCGUAAAACCACCUGUACUGCGCACGGAGAAAGAUUUUGAUCCUGGAUCUAAGUAUCAUAUUGCAAACAAUAUACCAUAUCUCAGAUAUUACUUCAGCACAUUUCUCCAAUAUCAGCUACUCGAGGAUCUGUGCUCGGAAGUGCCAUCAGAAGCCAACAAAGCACUUCAUCGAUGUUGUUUGUUUGGCUCAACACAGGCAGGUCACAAACUCAAGACGCUGAUGUCGUUGGGGUCGUCUCUUCCUUGGCCACGUGUGGCAUCUCAGUUCUUCAGACAUGGGAAACUGACAGCAGCGCCGCUGUUGGCUUAUUUCAGACCUUUAAAGGAAUGGCUAAUAGAAGAAAACAGGAAGACAGGAGCUACAGUUGGCUGGUUUCUUUCAUUAAAUUAACAUGUGUUUUUAAAUAUGCUUUGUGAAGAACGAUAAUAUAUAACGAAGAGGAGGUCGAAGCUAGUUUGAUACGGAAUCUUAAUUGUUUUAAAGACUUGUUUUGAAAAUAGGCUUGAUAUUUAAAUUCGAUUUUUAAAGUGUAUGUCAUUUUAGUUUUGAAUACUGAAUUACUAAAUUAACACAUAUUUAGCUAUUGCUCUAAACUCUGAUAAUGAAAAUGUAGUUUUAUUUAAUUCAUAAAGGUUAUUAAUUUUAACUGACUGUGUGAAAGAAA